This is a messenger RNA of Fusarium redolens, 288 nucleotides long. RefSeq lists its product as uncharacterized. The transcript has 2 exons. NCBI's taxonomy places the organism in Eukaryota, Fungi, Ascomycota, Sordariomycetes, Hypocreales, Nectriaceae. The coding region runs from base 1 to 288 and encodes 95 amino acids. The record is from RefSeq and is a predicted model, not a curated record.
AUGUCUAUCACUGAGACCUUCUUCCCCGCCCUCAUGCAAGCUUGCAGCGAGGAUCCCAACGGCAUUCAGGACCUCAAACUGAAGUGUGGAAUCUGUCAUGAGAACAUGACAGUUGAAGAAGAGGAUAGUAUCGACAAUUCCGAUGAUGAAGCUAGUAUUAAUCGUCGUGCGUUUAUCGUUCCUUGCAUGCACAUCUUUUGCAACGAAUGCGCUGUCGUCUUUGUGAAGACUAAUGUUCUCCAUGGCGACACUAAGGGAAGGCAUCUCCCAGUGCAAGAAGCAGAGUGA